Messenger RNA from Struthio camelus australis, 2805 nucleotides. RefSeq names its product ISY1 splicing factor homolog (gene ISY1). The record is from RefSeq and is a predicted model, not a curated record. Gene Ontology annotation, cellular component: catalytic step 2 spliceosome; post-spliceosomal complex; post-mRNA release spliceosomal complex. Gene Ontology annotation, biological process: mRNA 3'-splice site recognition; generation of catalytic spliceosome for second transesterification step. NCBI's taxonomy places the organism in Eukaryota, Metazoa, Chordata, Aves, Struthioniformes, Struthionidae.
UGUCUGCAGCGGCUGCCGUCCACAGAGCCGUGCUCGCCCAGUGGCGCUCGCUGCUCGGCCUGUUUUGAAGCGCUGGCGGUUUGGUAAUGCUUUUCAGCGCUAGCUUGUAUGUGCAGCGUUAGUCAGAAGAGAGUGGAGUUGGGAGAGAUAGCAGCUCUCUGUGCACGAGGUACUUUGUGUGCUGGAGCUUGCAAAGCUGAGCUGUGUGAUGCUGUUCUAACCGUCAAGAAACGCAGUGUAGUGUAUUCUAGUGGCCCAUUAUGGUUUUAGGCAGCUUGCAUCUGUGAAACAGAGAUGACAGGCUAGACAAGCAUCUGUCAGCAUUGGUUUAAGUGCAAUUCUUCUUGCUUGGGGGGGGGGGAGUGGCUUGGACUAAGCCAGUGUUUUGUAACAGCUUUAUUUUUGCACUGACUUGCUUUUUCAAGCACUUCUAGAAAUGGUUUGUAGACCACAUGUUUAAAACUACUAGAUUAGAUGCUCUCUCAUGUGUUUAUCCCAUGCUUAUUCAUUUUACUAAAAUAUUUCCUGAGUUUGUGAGAGUGACUUUGGGGGAGGGUGAAAAGUCUACAGCUAUGUAGUAUCUUGCAAGGUUCUCUCUUGUGCUGAUCCCACCCUGUGCGUCUUGGAUACUGAACUGGAUGGUGUGAAUUUCUUUCUGGAAGUGCCUCUCUGUUCCAUGAUAGCAGAUGGGGCCUAGAUAAGUGGCUUAAACGCUGGGUACAGGUAUGCUACUGAAAAAAAGAUAUUAAAUGUCCUCUCAAUUGUUUUCUGUUACUUUAACGUAACUAUUAAAUGCAUUGUAAUUUAAUAAAGCUAUGUAUUAAAUAGUCUAUAUAAAUAGUCUGUCUCGUCUCUGCUCACUUGUCAGUUUGUUGAAAUAUUUUAGUAAUACUAAAAAAGCUUGAUUAUUAACUUCAGCCCUCCUUUCGCUGACGCUCUUUUUCUCUUCAGACUUUUGUUUGCUUGUUGAUGUAUUCUCUGCUAAGAUACGUAAACUUUGUGCUUGUAACUUGUGACAUGCUUUUCCGGAUAAUAUUUAACAUGCUAGAAUGUGCUAAACAGAAAUAUUAAUUAGCUAUCUAAUUAUGAAAGAAUCUAAUAGCCCCAUUUACAGUGAUGUAAGAAAUUAACCACUGGGGAUGCUUUAGUGCUGAAGAAGUCACUGGCCAGAAGAGCUAGUUGAUGAAUGUGUUUAGGCCUUUCUACAGACUGUAAUUAAAUCAAUAAUAAACAGCUAGAGCAGAAGUUGCUACUGUUGGAAGGUAGAUGUGUAAAAGUAAACUUGUUUCUUUUAUGUUCUUUAGGACGGCCUUGGCAAGAUUUCGUCAGGCUCAGCUUGAAGAAGGAAAGGUUAAGGAGCGAAGACCUUUCCUUGCAUCAGAGUGUAAUGAAUUGCCUAAAGCUGAGAAAUGGAGGCGACAGAUCAUCGGGGAAAUUUCCAAGAAGGUGGCACAGAUUCAAAAUGCUGGGUUAGGCGAAUUCAGAAUUCGGGACCUGAAUGAUGAAAUUAACAAGCUUCUGAGGGAGAAAGGACACUGGGAAGUCAGGAUAAAGGAGCUAGGAGGUCCUGAUUAUGCUAGAAUUGGACCUAAAAUGCUAGAUCAUGAAGGGAAAGAAGUUCCAGGAAACAGAGGUUACAAAUAUUUUGGAGCUGCGAAGGAUUUACCAGGUGUUAGAGAACUUUUUGAAAAGGAGCCCCUCCCACCACCCCGGAAAACUCGUGCUGAGCUUAUGAAAUCCAUCGAUGCAGAAUACUAUGGCUACAGGGAUGAAGAUGAUGGUAUUCUGGAGCCACUGGAACAAGAACAUGAGAGGAAAGUUAUAGCAGAAGCAGUGGAAAAAUGGAAAAUGGAGAGAGAGGCACGACUUGCGAGAGGUGACGAGGAGGAGGAGGAGGAAGUAAACAUCUAUGCUGUCAAUGAUGAUGAGUCUGAUGAGGAAGGUGGCAAAGAAAAAGAAGGUGAAGAAGGCCAACAGAAAUUUAUUGCACAUGUUCCAGUGCCAUCUCAACAGGAGAUUGAGGAAGCUCUUGUACGGAGAAAGAAGAUGGAGCUUCUUCAGAAAUAUGCUAGUGAAACUCUUAUGGCCCAGAGUGAAGAAGCAAAAAGACUUCUAGGGUUGUAAGACUGCAUCAGUAUGUCCUGGUUUUUAGAUAAUCCAUCCAACAGGUUCACAUAUGCUGGUAGCAGGUUCAAAUAUUCUGGUAGCAAUCACAUGUAACUCUGAAGGUCCCUGUGGGCGUUACGAGUAAGAUGUGAUCAAGUGAUAGUGUAUUGUUUAAAAGGGGUGGGGGGAGACCAAGCCUAGGUUAAUUUGGUCUCUAAGUUUCCAGUAACUGUCUUCAAUACUUCCCCUUUGUGAAAGUCUGUUCAGUGGUGGUACUUAUGGGUAGAACAGCAAAAGCAGUAACUUCUUAAAACCUGAGGGAAAUCCGCUGUUACUGCUAUUCUGAGAGUCUCCUGCGUCCUGACUGUAAGUGUACGCAAGUUUAUCUUUUUGAUUACCCUCUAGAUCAGGUCACCAAAGCUUAUUCUGUUACACCAGAUCUGCUUACCAGAAUAGCUUAGAACCUGUUUAGAGAUAGAUUGGCAGAUCUCAUGAAUGACUUCAAAGUUGAUUUGGUUCUUUAUCUAACAGUGCAUUUUUUUAAUGCAAUAUGUCUAAAAGCUGUUGCCCUCUUAUCGUUUGUAACCGUGCCUGGUUGGAUUGCUCAAGUGCUGAAUAUUUCAGCAGCUAUUGUAAAUACUUUCACCUUUGUAAUGCCUUGUUAAAAUAUGUUUAGUAAACCUUUAAUAUAAAUCGAUG